AGGGGAGGCUGGUUUUGAAUCGAGCUGAGGCUGGAGCUGAGUGCAGGGUGCAGCUGGAGAUGCAGAGCGCGGGGUAGCAGCAGCAGCAGCAGCAGCGGCGGGACAACGUUGAAUAUGGACGGCCUCUUGGUGGGACUGGUGCUGGCGUCCGUCUCCUUUCUCUGAGCGAUUCAGUAAAUGAUGAGCCAGUUCUCCCGGUCCGCCGCUCUCCUACUCUGCUUACUGGGCUGUAAUGUGUGGAAAGCGGUCACUAAAACCUUACGCGAUCAGCGUGCACAAGAGGUGACAUUAAAAGUCCAUGUUAGUGAUUCUAGUACACAUCAGCCUUUGGGUAAAGCCUUCAUUGAGAUUUUCGCCAACCAGACCUCAUUUGUCUCGGGAUACUCAGAAGCUGAUGGGGUAGCCUUCAUCACGUUCCGCUACACCCCUGGAGUUCAACUACUCAUUACUGCAUCAAAACGUGGCUAUGUCCCAAACUCCUCACCAUGGCUAGCCACCAAACUGCCCUUGUUUUCAUCUGUGAGCUUGCUUCUCCAUCCUGAACGGUCAGCAACCCUAAUGGUGUAUGAAGAUGUUGUUCAGAUUGUCUCAGGAUUUCAGGGUGCUCUAAUUCAGCCUAGAAUCCAGUUCCAGAGAAGGUCUCUCAACUUGCCAAAGAACUCAACCUAUCGAAAUCUGGUAGCUUUUCUUACAGUUGCUGCCACCCCUUGGGAAGUAGGUGAUUUCCCAUAUCUUCAAGGAAUUGAUGUAAAUCGAACAGGAAACAGCAGCAGAUUUCAGCUGACCCCUGUCACAGCAGUGAGUGUUCAUCUCUUGAAUAGUGAUGGAACUGAAAUCCAAGUGAACGGUCCCAUCUGUGUGACCAUUCCCCUGCCAGCCAAAAGCUCUUUGAAGCCUAACGAUGCUCUCCCAGCAUGGAAGUUUGAUAAGAAAAUUGAUCUGGAAAUAUCUUUGGCCAUGCAGGGCAACUUCGAAAUACCAGUGCUUGUCUGGGAGCACAAUGACCUGUUAAAUAUGGCGUGGGUGCACGGGAUACUGCUCUGUCGGCUGAUAUCCUCCGAUUGGCAAGUUGUUCUGGAAGUGGCACAUGGUGCUUGGCUGAAGAGUGGAUUGGGCCUUGUACAAAGAGAAGGGGAUUAUCUCACUUGGACAUACUUCGCGCCACAGUUGGGUUACUGGGUUGCAGCUAUGUCCCCUCAAAGCCCAGGUAACAUGGGACCUGUAGGAGCCAGUGACAUCACCGUCUAUCACACAGCCUUCCUGUUGGCCAUUCUUGGAGGAAUGACUGUCAUUUUGCUGGUUCUGCUUUGUUUACUCAUCUAUUAUUGCAGGAGAAAAUGUUUAAAGCCCCGUCAGCACCAUAGAAAAAUUCAGCUGUCCUCUGCACUGGACAGUUCUAAGAAGGACCAAGCAACUUCCAUGUCUCACCUCAACUUAAUCAGUGCAGUCCACAUGGAAUUGGUAUCAUCCAAUGGAGAGGCGGAUGUUCAUACACCAAUGCUGAAACCCUCAUACAGUACUUCACGAGAAUUCAGUUCUAGAGAAGAAUUAAUUUCACACAAAGACCCAUCUUUAAGGGAGACCUUAAAGGAGGAAUAUUGUCGGUCACCUCCUAGAAGCUAUCACCUCAAAAUGGCAAGAUCCAUUGAUGUUCCAGAAGAUUUUGAAUCUUCUGUGAGAGAAGACUAUAGAAAAAGCUACAAUUCCGUUGUUUCACAGCCACUAUUGGAUAAAAGAGAUAAAGAAGUUCAGGCUUCAAUUAGACUUCUUCCCACAGACAGUAAAAGUAGUAUCCAAGAGCCAGAUUAUCAACUAUCAUAUGUCCCUGACAAAGCACAAAAAAUGGACAGAAAGACAACUGAUUACAUGAUGUCCCGGUCAGUUGACCACCUUGAAAGACCAACCUCUUUUCCUCAGCCAGGUCAGUUGCUCUGUUGCAGUUCGGCAGAUGAGGUGAAUGACAAUGUUUAUAGAAAAGUGUUACCCACGUUAGUUAUUCCAGCCCAUUAUAUGAAGUUGCCCAUGGAAUAUCAGUCCAUGGGGCAGCCUUUAUCUGCCCCCGCAGAACAGCAGCUGGAGUUUGAAAGAUUACAAGCAGAGCUUUCUAUUUCUCACCAACAGAUGCAUCCUCAUUCUGAACAGCAAGCGACACCACAAACUUUAUCGCAGCAGCAACUUCAGGAAACAGAAGUUGGAGACUGGAGUCCCCAGUCAUCCACCAUGUCAGAAUCUGUCUCCAUCCCAGCAUCACUAAGCGAAGCAGCAAUGGCUCAGAUGAAUAGUGAAGUCCAGCUCUUUGCAGAAAAAGCACUGCUAGAGCUAACAGGAGGAAAGCCUCUCCCUCACCCCAGAGCUUGGUUUGUCUCCUUAGAUGGCCGUGCAAAUGCCCAGGUUAGGCAUUCUUACAUUGACUUGCAGAAAGCUGGCAAAAAUGGGAGCAAUGAUGCAAGUUUGGAUUCUGGUGUGGACAUGAAUGAACCAAAACCUUCCCGAAAGGGAAAGGAAGCACGAGAACAGAAUCUUUCUGGCAGUAUGACAUACACCAGGCUGGUGUAUGUAGACGACAUGGAACAGAGUGGUAGUGAAAGUGGUACAGCUGUAUGUAGUCCAGAGGACACCUCAAUGAAACCACUAAUGGAUGGGUCAGCUGAAAGAGAAGGUGGCACAACAGUGGGAUUACAGAAUGAAAAUAUCCAGCGAAUUGAAGAAAUGGAGGAGUGUCUUCCAACUAGUCCACAACACACAGAGAAUGCUGAAACUGAUGAUAAGAUGAUGAAUGAUGAAAAUGACCGUAUUAAUGACAAUGAUCAAGUCAAUGAUGACAAUGACAGCACUGAAGACCAAGAUGAGGAUAAAAAAAGCCCUUGGCAGAAACGGGAGGAAAGACCUUUAAUGGCUUUUAAUUUGAAGUGAUCACUUACAGGUUUACUCUCAUUGGAGUUAAAAUGAAGUUGCCAAAUAUGUUAUGAAAGUGCGUGUUCAAUUUUGGGAACCUGAGAUAAAGAAAGAGGGAGAAGACAUAAAUAUAUUUGAAAAGAACUGUGAAUGCUGUGCUGAUGUUUCAGGCGUUGUAGGGAAAGUGUUUAGAGUUUUCUGAACAAUUGUUGCUUAAAUGAAGGCCUAUGAGAGAGCCAGAUAAUUAUAGAAAGAUAAUGUCUUCAAAUUUAUUUUUGCCAUAAAUGAACUAUUGUAUGAAAUAAUCAGUUCCAUGCCAGAUAUUUUGCCUGAAUAUCCCAACAUUGGCAGUGGUUGAUGGAUUUCUACUUAUUUGCCAGAAUUAUACUGUAAUAGUGUAUUAAAGGGCAUCACGCUGUGUCCACAGUUAUAGAAUAUUUGAAAGAAAGGCUAUGCAUUGCUGCUUUUAAAAUUAUGUUGCUUAAUUCACUUGUCACGUCUAAUAUUUGUUGUAAACGAUUUUCUUUAAGAUUGCUUAUUCUAUUAGACUCCAUAUUGUUAGAGCAUUUAGCUACCAGUAUGCUGUGAAUGACAACACUCAGUGAUGGCAGAAGCCACUGAUUAAAACCAAACUGUCCUCUUUAUUAAAAAAAAACUGGUCCGGUAUUCUCCAAGUGCCUUCAUGUUUUCCACUGAACGAACCCUAUUUCAAUAGUUCUUGUCUCUGGACUCUUGAAAUUCUGCUUUUCAUAAUUGUCAGUUUUUUGACAGUUCAACAUUGAUUUGCAUGCACUCAUCAACCGUUUGUGCUUUUUUGUCAUGCUUAAAUUGCAACAGUAUAUUGUAGAUAGUAAUGUGUAUUGUAUUACUGGUUUGCUGUUGAACUACAGAUAGACUAGAGAACUUUUACAGAGACAUGAAAAAAGUAGCCAUGAAUGGAUGUUCUGUAUAUAUUGUACGUUUGGCUGCAGUUGAAUAUUUUAAUUGCUAGCAUUUCCAAUGUCUUCCCAAUCUGGGAUAAUUGAGUGGUCAAGACUGAGUGAUCAAUGUGUUCGAGUCAACAUUUUAUCCUUCUGUGUCAUUUUACAGUACAAGGAUUCCUUUUCUGUACAUUUGUUUGAAUUGGUUGCUUGUUUCUACAAGGCUAAUUAUUCAAAAUAAAUCUUGGGUAAAAGUUGAA
This is a messenger RNA of Hemiscyllium ocellatum (epaulette shark), 4075 nucleotides long. It is a transcript of the gene fam171a1, whose product is annotated as family with sequence similarity 171 member A1. Gene Ontology annotation, cellular component: plasma membrane. The coding region runs from base 178 to 2913 and encodes 911 amino acids. The transcript is spliced from 9 exons. Lineage: Eukaryota; Metazoa; Chordata; Chondrichthyes; Orectolobiformes; Hemiscylliidae. Gene Ontology annotation, biological process: regulation of cell shape; stress fiber assembly. The record is from RefSeq and is a predicted model, not a curated record.